Messenger RNA from Pararge aegeria (speckled wood butterfly), 2998 nucleotides. It is a transcript of the gene nst, whose product is annotated as phosphoacetylglucosamine mutase. The coding region runs from base 87 to 1736 and encodes 549 amino acids. Gene Ontology annotation, biological process: carbohydrate metabolic process; UDP-N-acetylglucosamine biosynthetic process. Lineage: Eukaryota; Metazoa; Arthropoda; Insecta; Lepidoptera; Nymphalidae. The record is from RefSeq and is a predicted model, not a curated record. The transcript has 12 exons. Gene Ontology annotation, molecular function: phosphoacetylglucosamine mutase activity.
CAAAGCGGGAAUGUGGAAAUCUGGUUUGUUGAUUCCAAGUGAUUGUAUCUGAAUUAGCGGCCUAUAAAAUAAUUUCGCCAACCAGAAUGCCGCCGAGUAGCCUUCGAGUCGUAUACGCGUUCGCCAGAGAGAUGCACCCAAAAACAACGGACGUAUUCAUUGAAUACGGUACAGCCGGAUUCCGAACUAAGGCCAGCUUGUUGGAACAUGUCGUUUACCGGAUGGGCCUCCUCGCGGUACUUCGAUCCCGCUGCAAAAAUGGCCGCACGAUAGGCCUGAUGAUAACAGCCUCGCACAACCUGGAGCCCGACAACGGGGUCAAGCUCAUCGACCCUGACGGCGAAAUGCUGGAGCAGAGUUGGGAGGAGGUUGCGACCCGACUCGCCAAUGUCAGCGACAAUGACUUAGAAUCAACGACUGGGGAGAUCAUAAAGGAAGUCAACGCAGACAUGUCUCUGAAGGCCAGCGUCUUUAUUGGAAUGGACACGAGGUACACAAGUCCCCGUCUAGCCGCAGCGGCGGUGCACGGCGUUAUAGCUCUGAAGGGUACUCCAAAAGAGUUCGGGAUUGUGACGACACCGAUACUACAUUUCUGCGUUAAGUGUCGCAACGACAACACCUAUGGGACGCCAACUGAGGAAGGGUACUACGAAAAAAUCGUAGGCGCGUUCAAAAACAUACGUCAAAAGUUACCGGUGUACGGCGCGUACAACGCCACCCUGCACGUAGACGGAGCGAACGGCGUCGGCGGAAAGAAACUGAACAUCAUCAAAAAGAGCUUAGACGGAGAACUGGAUCUGGUGCUUUCGAACCUGGGCGGUAAUGGAGGGAAAUUGAAUUUGAAUUGCGGCGCGGACUUCGUGAAAGUGUCACAGAAGCCCCCGGUGGGCAUGGAACUGGUGCCGCUACAGCGGGUGGCUUCGGUCGAUGGUGACGGAGACCGACUCGUGUACUUCUACAUGAACGAGGCCUGCGACACCAUGCACCUACUCGACGGCGACCGUAUAGCGACGCUUUUGGCCAGCUUCAUAAUGGAUCAACUGAAAGCCUGUAACGCUAAAGGACUCCGGAUAGGCCUCGUGCAGACCGCGUACGCUAACGGCGCGUCUACACGAUACAUUACAGACGAACUGAAAAUGCCAGUGACGUGCGUAAAGACGGGCGUCAAGCAUCUGCACCACGCGGCGCUGUCGUACGACGUCGGGGUGUACUUCGAGGCGAACGGCCACGGUACCGUGGUGUACAGUAAGGAGGCCAAGAACGUCAUCGCGAAAAUCGCUGAAGAUGGCGACACAGAAGAACGCAAAGCCGCAGACCUGCUACUCAACUUUAUAGAUAUGACCAACGAGACGGUUGGGGACGCGAUAUCAGACUUAUUCCUUGUUGAGACCGUGCUAUGUGCGCGAGGACAUAACGCGCACCAAUGGAUGAGUGCGUACACAGACCUGCCUUGUCGACAGCUCAAGGUCACCGUAGAGGAUCGUAACGCAAUAUCGACAGCCGACGCAGAGCGUCAGUGCACGUCGCCAGAAGGGCUCCAGUGCAGGAUAGAUGAGCUGGUCUCCAAGUACACCAGCGGGAGAUCGUUCGUCCGUCCGUCCGGUACCGAAGACGUUGUCAGAGUAUACGCUGAAGCGGACACGCAAGAGUCUGCAGACAAAUUGGCGGCCGAGGUGUCUCAAGCGGUCUACGAUCUAGCGGGGGGUGUCGGCGAAAGACCGACGUUGCCCGAAUAACAAUGUACAUAUGAAUUAACUAAGACGAUUGCGUAGGAAGGCCAUAUUUGUAAUAUUUUUUAUCUACGCUCAUUCAUAUCUUGAAAUCCUUAUUCAUCACAAGCAUCGGCCUAUUCCCACUGCUGGGCAACAGGCCCUUUCUCAUACGAGAGUGGGAUAAGUGCUGAUUCCCUACUCGUAUUUUUUUUUUCAAGAAAGUCUUAGUACCCUUUUUUAUAUUAUUAUUAAAAUAACCUACAUUCAUAAAAAUCGGGGACCAGUUUUGGGAGUUCAUAAUUUCUAAAUUGGGAGCUUCAUUUCAAAAUUCAUAAUAUAAUCUAAACUGGAGAGCUAUUUUAAUAAUUUUUAAUUUCUAAAUUGGGGCGUAAUUCUAGAUAUUUAUUAUUACUUUGACAAUUGAUAAUAUCUGAAUCGGGUAGGAGAUUUGUGAAUUUAUAAUUUCUUAAUUAGAGACCAUUUUGGGAAAUUAUAAUUUCUAAAUUUAGGACCGUUCUAUAAUUUAUACUUUCUAAAUUGGGGAUUGUUUUGUAUUUUAAUAUUGGGUAAAAAAAAGGGCUUUUGGGUAAAUUUAUACCUAAUUUUUUAAUUGGCUGAAUUCUUAGACAGGGACUAGUUUUCACAUUAACAAACAAACUGUACGGCCAAGUAUUUAUCGUUCCGGUAUAGUGGGCACAUAGAGACUUUAAAGUCGAACUAAGAUUUCGAAAUUAGUCGCAUUAAAUUAGUUUCGUGGCGACCGCCUGCCUGCAUUGGCCCAGCGUGGUGGGUCUAUGCUUAACCCUCAGAACAUUAAUAGGCAAAUUAAUUUAAUCGACUAUUUCACGUGUUAACCUCUAAUAUCAUAAUAUAAGGGGUAUUGUUAUAAUAUAGACGUAAAAUUCUAGAUUAAAUUAGUAUUUUGAGACUAUGUAUAUGCCACUAAUUUCGUAAUGGGAUUUUAACAUAAGAUUUAACUACUUGCGUUCUUACAAUCUUACACCGUCCACAUGGAAUCUAUGGAUCUUACACCAGAGUAUUAAAUGUGAGGUUUUCUACCUACGUUUACUAAUUCGAUCGCGUUUAAGUCAACUACGAUUUAUAUGGUAUCUGAAGAGCGCCAUCUCGUUAAGAUACUGAGAUACUCUACUCGCUCGUCGCCGUCACUAGAUGGCGCUUUUCCGUGCUCAUAAAUGAAAAAAUUGAGUACUCUAUUUUUUCUCACUUGUUUUAUUAUGUAAACAAUUAUUUCAUUACUUUUCUGUGAAUCAUGAUUUAAAAAUACC